GAGUCCUUUUUACCUUGGCGAAUCGAAUCUCUGAUUCUGUAAUGUUUUGGAGGAGAAAUCACCCUGUUCAUUUUCCUAUUCAAAUUCAUGGCUUUCCUUCUCUUUCCUCCAAUCUCCUUAAAUCUCUCUCACUCUUCUUCCUCCACUCUUCUUCUUCUUCUUCUCUUUCCACCAUCUCCAUUAAACCCUCUUCUGUUAUUGCAACAAAUUCUCACACUGCAGCUGUAAGUCUCUCUCCUAUUACCUCUAUUUGCUCUUUGCUCACCAACCAUAAUCGCCAAACUGCAAAUAUUGACCAUUUGUUAAAAGGGUACGAGGAAAAACUCAGCUCAACUGUUGUUCUUCAGGUUUUGAUGAAUUAUAGGCAAUUGGGUAGGAUUAGAACCUUGGAAUUCUUUUCUUGGGCUGGAUUGCAAAUGGGUUUUCAGUUUGAUGAUUGUGUGAUUGAGUUCAUGGCUGAUUUCUUAGGAAGGAGGAAACUGUUUGAUGACAUGAAAUGCUUUCUCUUGACACUGGCCUCCCAUGGAGGCCACGUCUCAUGCCGUGCUUGUUCGAUUUGCAUUAGGUAUUUGGGUAGACAAGGGAGGGUUAAGGAUGCGCUUAGCUUGUUUGAAGAAAUGGGGUCGAGAUUCGGGUGCAAAAAACCUGAUAAUCAUGUGUACAAUAACAUGCUCUAUGUGCUUUGUAAGAGGAAUUCUUCUGAGGAGUGCUUGAUUGAUUUAGCACUUGAGGUUUUUCGGAGAAUCGAAAUCCCGGAUACAUAUUCAUAUAGCAACAUUAUUGUUGGGUUGUGUAAAUUCGAUAGAGUUGAUACUGCCCUUGAGGUUUUUGGUGAAAUGAGGAGCAGGGCUGGUUUGGUUCCAACCCGAACGGCGGUGAACGUUCUUGUUGGUAAGUUGUGUGAGUUCAGCGCAAAAGAAGGAGGGGUUGAGAAGGUUAGGGUGAAAGAAAGCACUAACCGCAGGCCUUCUACGAUUUUAGUCCCGAAUGUAGGUGUGAAGAAGAGUGGUGCUAUAGAGCCUGCGAUUCGAGUGUUUUGGGAAGCUCAUUAUAUCGGUUUGUUACCUAGCUCAUUUGUCAUAGUGCAGCUCCUGUUGGAGCUUUGUCGAGUGGGGAAAAUGGAUGACGCCGUCGAGGUAUUGAAAGUUGUUGAGAAUAUGAAACCAAGUUGUCUCGAUGAGAGUUACUCUAUCGUGAUGAAAGCCAUGUGCGAUCAUCGUCUUGUGGAGCAAGCAAGCCGUUUGUUUUGGAGGAUGCUUUCGCUAGGGAAGAAACCGAAGCUUUCGGUUUAUAAUUCUGUUAUCUCCAUGCUGUGCAAAAUUGGGGAUUUGGAUAGUGCUCAAAAGGUCUAUAAGAUCAUGAAUAAAAACAGAUGCGUGCCAAAUAGUUUGACAUAUUCUGCAUUGAUUCAUGCUUAUGUUGAAGCUAGAAAUUGGGAAGCUUCCUAUGACUUGUUGAUGGAAAUGUUGGGAUUUGGGUGGUCCCCACAUUUUCACACAUAUGAUAUGGUGGUGAAUCUCUUGUCACAAGCUGGGAAGAUGGAUUUGUUCUUUAAACUGGAAAGGAAGUUGGAGAGCCAGAGUUUGCAAAAGCUCUGUAAAAUGGGUCGGUUGGAGGAUGCUUAUGAGAAACUAAAAUCAAUGAUGGAUAGGGGUCUUCAUCCACCGGGGCACAUAAGGGACGGUUUUGAACACGCGUUUGAAAAGCGCGGCAAGCGGAAAAUAGCUCAGGAAUUGCUGGAGAGAAUGGAAAAAGUAGACUACUCUGAUGGGAAGAAGUGAGAACUGUCUAGUAAGUA
Messenger RNA from Morus notabilis, 1798 nucleotides. Its product is annotated as pentatricopeptide repeat-containing protein At5g64320, mitochondrial. The record is from RefSeq and is a predicted model, not a curated record. NCBI's taxonomy places the organism in Eukaryota, Viridiplantae, Streptophyta, Magnoliopsida, Rosales, Moraceae. Gene Ontology annotation, molecular function: protein binding. Bases 42 to 1781 code for a protein of 579 amino acids. The transcript has a single exon.